AUGGUGGAGAGCAGCGCGGACCAGACAUUGCCACGAGCGCCAGUCCCCGCGAUAACGGGGGAUUUCAAGUCACCACCACCCAGAGCCUCCACAUUUCCCGGCUCGGUCAUCUCGGACGUCGCGUCAGGAUCUAGCAACAGCCAACAGGAUGUCCAGCGCAAUACUCGUCGCACAGUGCCCAUUGGUGGCCCGUUGGUCAGAAACUCCACCUCGCAAACGCUGCAUGAGACCUGGACCGAAUCCAGCGCUAUUGAUCCAUUAUCUCAGCAUAUCAUCCAACGCACAAAUACACAAAAGUCCAUUCCCCUAAAGUUAUUGGGCCAGGCAUCUUAUGAGGCCGAGGCCGGGGGAUCGGAGUACAACUUGUCAGACCAAAACGCCUCUCGGGGAGAUGCAGCGUCAAACUCAAAGCUGCCCAAGGAGAAGAAGAAAGGCGUUUCUUUCCUCAGUCGAAUUAUCGGCAAUAAAAAGAGGGAUACGUUGUCCGAAGCGGAAGAUGAUAGCUCAGAAGCAGAAGCCAGUCGAAUGUCCAUCGACACUUCGCAUCCAAUAGGGUUUAUCCCACGUCACCCGGCCCCAUCCCGGUAUAUGAAAGUUCGGGCUCAUUACAAGAAGGACAAGACCUUCAAUCGUUUAUUCCUGGCGCAAGAGCUGCAAAGCUCAGGCAUGCAGCAGCCCAUCGCAGGAAGACGAGGAUCCACGUCGACGAACGCCAAUGACGACACCGGAAGAGCAGUCUGGGCUCUUAGCUUCUCCAAAGAUGGCAAAUAUCUAGCUGCAGCGGGGCAAGAUCGAAAGGUCCGAGUAUGGGCUGUCAUCACCACACCGGAGGAGCGGGAAGAGGCUGCACCCGAAGGCGAUACUACAGAGGGACAACAGGACAACAUCAAGGCGCCGGUUUUCCUAUCAAAGCCCAUACAUGUCGAUUUCGUUACCUCGAUUCAAUUCCAUCCCAAGGAUGACCGCUUCUUCUUGGCUGGCUCGUUGGAUUCCAAGCUACGACUUUGGAGCAUUCCAGACAAGAGCGUGGCUUUCAUGACGACCGUCCCAGAUAUGAUUACCGCAGUGGCUUUUACACCAGAUGGUCGGUACUCCAUGGCAGGAUGUCUGAACGGUCUACUUAACAUCUAUGACACUGAGGGUCUCAAGGUAUCAGGUCAGAUUCACGUUCGAUCGGCCCGUGGACGGAACUCAAAAGGUAACAAGAUCACCGGAAUUGAUACCAUGAUGGUUCCCGCAGACGAUCCCUGUGGGGAUAUUAAAGUCUUGGUGACUAGCAAUGACUCGCGAAUCCGACUCUACGAUUUCCGAGAGCGAGCUCUCGAAGCCAAGUUUCGUGGUAAUGAAAACACUUGCAGUCAAAUUCGAGCAUCCUUCACCGAAGAUGGUAAGCAUGUUAUCUGUGGAAGUGAGGACCGCAGAGCCUAUGUUUGGCCAAUCGGUGCUGUUCAAAGAGAUUCCGACAAGCGCGCCGUGGAGGUGUUUGAAACGCAAUCUGCCAUCGUCACGGUGGCCGUGACAGCACCGAUUCAAACCAAGCAGCUUCUAGGACUAUCGGAAGAUCCGAUCUAUGAUAUCUGCAACCCCCCACCUGUGGCGCUCAUGAGUCCCGAAGAGUCUGUAGGGGCCACUCCAAGACAAGCAAGCUCUGAUACCAAGUCAGAGCACAAGCAUAAACGGUCCGCAUCCGCACCGCGCUUAUCCAUUGUGAAAAAGAUGGCGGGUGAAUCUCCUUCGUUCCUUGCACGGUCCAAACACCCAGACGGAAGCAUCAUAGUGAUUGCCGACUAUUCAGGCAAGAUCAAAGUCCUCCGACAAGACUGCGCCUACCAAAAGCGUCGUCACGAGAACUGGGAUCAUUCCACCAUAUCCCGGCGGAUCCUAGGACGCUCCAACUCCACACACUACAGCAUUGCCUCCUCGAUGAGCAAAGAUUCUGCCCACAAGACCCCAUCCGAGCGGAUCGUCUCCUGGCGCAACUCCGUCAUCCGCAAUGGCCGUGCCAGCACCGACGGAUCUCGCUCCGGGCUUCGCACCCGCAGCCCAUCUCCACAACACAGACCACCCGUCUUCCGACUUUCAUCAUCCCGGCCCUCAAGUUUGGCUCCGAAUGAGUCUCUUUCAGCAAACGCAAUUUCUCCACCCUCUUCGCCUCGUCGAUCACGUUUAGAUCAUAGCAAACUGGCCGUGGAUCCCAAUCAACAAAAUGGCAAGCCAGCUGUCUCGUCCGCCGACAUCGUGGCCAGCGGCAAAACUAAAGAUAAUCCACUUUGGCUACAGGGGGAUCACAGCUAUGCAUACUGGAACAAGAUCACACAUGAUGCGUUGGCAGCCAAGUCCCGCCAUAAGAAUGAUUUUUUGAGUCCUAAUCGCAUUCCCUCAGGAGGUGAGCGCAAGGUCAGCGUGUCUGGCAGUGUGCUCAGCAGCGAGUACGGAUCCUCUACGGGCGAGGUUGAUGAAGAUAUCUUGAAGUGCGAACAUUGCCGCGGCACUAACUUCCGUGGAGUCAAAGAUCGAGGUGGGAAGCAAAAGUUGAUCUGCGUUCAAUGCAAUCGAUCUGUUUCUUAA
Messenger RNA from Penicillium verhagenii, 2568 nucleotides. Its product is annotated as WD40 repeat domain-containing protein. The record is from RefSeq and is a predicted model, not a curated record. Lineage: Eukaryota; Fungi; Ascomycota; Eurotiomycetes; Eurotiales; Aspergillaceae. The transcript has 5 exons. Gene Ontology annotation, molecular function: protein binding. Bases 1 to 2568 code for a protein of 855 amino acids.